AUGAAUGAAACUGAACCUUUAAAAGAAUCUGAUUCGGUUCAGGAUUCAGCCUUUUUAGAACAGAACAAUGUUUUUGCAGUGGAUACAGCAGUUGUAGAAGAUAUACCAUUUAAAUUAGCUACAUCAGUAGAAAAUACAAUAGAAUUGCAAAAUGAUCAAGUUAAUGUUUCAUAUGGAGCCGAAAAUGAAGAAAAAAGAGAACUAUCUUCUCAAUUGAAAGAGUAUGAGAUGGAAAAUAGUAGUAUGGAGCAAAUAAGUUUAGAUUCGAUAAAUAAGAAUGUAUAUGUUAAAGAAAAGCAUAAAUAUAAAUUUAGAUUGAAAACGGGACUAUGUUACGAUGUACGGAUGCGGUUUCAUGCAACAAUUAAUCCAAUUGAUUUUCAUCCUGAAGAUCCUCGAAGGAUUUAUCGGAUCUAUAAAGAAAUAGCAGAUGCUGGGCUUAUUGAAUAUUACAAAUGGACAUGUUCAGGCUCGAAUAAAGAUGAGAUUAUGCACAGGAUUUCUGCAAGAGAAUUGACUCGUGAAGAAGCACUGCUAGUCCAUACAGAAAAUCACUGGGAUACUUUACUUCAAACAGAGGGGAUGUCUUUGAGUGAGCUUAUGUAUUUUGAAAGUAUUCAUAAUUCGGUUUAUUUCAAUAAUGAAUCAGCUUUUUGUGCUAGACUUUCUGCUGGAGGAACAAUUGAAACAUGUGUAGCAGUUGCAGAAGAAAAGGUUCGAAAUGCAAUUGCAAUAGUACGACCACCUGGUCAUCAUGCAGAAUCAGAUUGUGCUAUGGGAUUUUGUUUAUUCAGUAAUGUAGCGAUUGCAGCUAAAUGUAUUUUUCAAAAAUUUUCUAAUAUUCAACGCAUUUUAAUUCUAGAUUGGGAUGUCCAUCAUGGAAAUGGAACACAAAGAGUUUUUUAUGAUGAUGAUUCAGUACUUUAUAUAUCUUUGCAUAGAUAUGAAGAUGGAAGGUUUUAUCCUGGCACCAAGUACGGUAAUUAUGAUAAAGUUGGUUCUGGAAAAGGACUUGGAAAAACUGUUAAUAUCCCAUGGCCAUGCAAAGGAAUGGGCGAUAGUGAUUAUAUAUAUGCUUUUCAAAAAGUAGUUUUGCCUAUUGCAUAUGAAUACAAUCCUAAUAUGGUUAUAAUUUCUUCCGGAUUCGAUGCUGCUAUAGGGGAUGAAAUUGGCGAAUGUUUUGUCACUCCUGUUGGAUAUGCUCAUAUGACACAGAUGCUUAUGGGAUUGGCUCAAGGAAAAUUAGUAGCAGUACUAGAGGGUGGUUAUAAUCUUGAUUCGAUAUCAAGAUCUGCUUUAGCUGUAACAAAAACUUUAAUUGGAGAACCUCCACCAGAAUUAAAGAUAACUAAAGCUAGUGAUGCUUGUAUUCAAACUAUACAAAAAGUUAUAUCAGAGCAUUCAAAGUAUUGGAAUUGUAUGACUCCUAAGCACUUAGAAUUGAGUUUAGAGUCAUCUAUUGUUAAGAGAUUAGAUGAUGUUGUUCGAUGUUAUCAAACAAAAAAAAUGUUUGAAAAGUGGCAAAUGAUAGCAUUACCUGUAAUUAAAGAAUCGAUUUCAUCUUUUGAAAACCAAAUAAUCUGCACAAAAGAUUUUUAUAAAGUAGAAACUCUUGUUGUUAUUGUUCAUGAUACUCUUGAUGUUAUUGGAUAUUUUGAAGCUUCAGUAAAUAAAAUAAAUUUACAUAACUCAUUUUUAAUUGAUUCUCUUAAUUUGUAUAUUGAUUGGGCUAUUAAAAAUCACUAUGGUCUUAUGGAUGUUAACAUUUUUCCUUUAAAUAAUUUAAAUGAUGAGCCAUAUAAUUUAGCAUCAAUUACUAGAGAACUUUGUAUUUAUAUAUGGGAUAAUCAUUUAGAAAUGGUGGAUGCCAAAAAUAUAAUUUUUAUUGGCGUUGGACAAGGUUGCCAAGGAUUUAUUCAUUUAAUGGAAUAUCGAGAUAUUUAUGAUCGUGUCGAUGCAAUCAUACAAUUUUAUGGUAAUAAUCCUUUAAAAGCUGUUUCAGGAUUAAAUGAUGAAAUUUCUGAUUGGUAUUUUAAACAUUCUCUUGUAUUAACAAGUAAUGAUCAUCCUGUAUGGAGUCUUUCUAAACGAGUGAAAAAGAAAUUUGGAAAGGUCAUGAGAUCAGAUAAUAAUGAAAUGAGCAAAAUAAUUGCUGAUUCUUUUAAUAAAGUAUCUAAUUUUCUUUGUAAUAUUUUAGCAUCUAAUACCGCUAUUGUGGAUACUUAA
Molecule: messenger RNA, 2226 nt
Organism: Pneumocystis jirovecii RU7
Lineage: Eukaryota; Fungi; Ascomycota; Pneumocystomycetes; Pneumocystales; Pneumocystaceae
Product: histone deacetylase HDA1
Exons: 17
Coding region: 1-2226 (741 amino acids)
Biological process (GO): chromatin organization
Cellular component (GO): histone deacetylase complex
Molecular function (GO): histone deacetylase activity
Source: RefSeq, a predicted model, not a curated record